GCUUGACGGCCGCCCGGGGCCUAGCGAGCCAUUCGGAGGCGCUGCUCGAGUAGUCGCCGCCGCCGCCGCCAUGGAGAUGCCGCUGCCGCCGCCGCCCGAAGGUGAGUGUGUGUGUCCCCCCCUUGGGGGGGUUGGGGGGGUCACGUGAGGGGGAGGGGUGGGGGGGUCUCCCUCUCAGGCACUCUGCGUAUGCUCAGAGGUCCGGUUGGGGCAGGAGCACGAGGAGCCCCCCCCAUUUCCCGACCCCCCCCUCGCCUCUUCCUGUGAGAGACCCCCAGGGGGGAAAUAAAGGGGGGUCCCCUCCUUUAGCCACGCCCCCUACUCAGAGUAGACCCCCCCAAAAUAACUGAACCCCCGAGGACAAACCCCCCCUUGCAUGUCAAUAGGUCUACUCUGAGUAGGGGAGACUGAUCGUGGUUGGGACCCGCAGGAACAGAGAGGGGUGGAAAGAAAUAACGAAAUUAUAAAAUCCGUUAAAUUAAAUGUUCUGGUUUUUUUCCCCAAAAAUUUUUUUGUUGGUUUUCACAAUAUUAUUAACAAACAUAACAAACAUAAAUCAUCGCCUUAUUGAAAAUUACACUUAUUAACUUUGUUAAGUGUCUUCCUCGCUUCCCCUUGGUUGAAUUUCAUUGCCUGUCCUUUGAACGGUUUUCCAAAUCCCAAUUUUUAUGAAAUUUAACUUAAACAUUAACAUCCUUAAAUCUUCACCUUAUAGAAUUAAACAUAUUAAUUCAUCGCUCAACAUAAACAAAAUCCUAAGCCUAUUAAGUAUCUGCAAGCUGUUUCCGGUUAUUUUAACUUAACGAAUUUAACUAAAUAGUCAUUAAAUUUAUUCCAUUCUUCCUGAUAUUCCUCCUCCUCCUGGUCGUGGACUCUUCCGGUUAGGUCGGCUAGCUCCGAAAAAUCCAUCAUCUUCAUCUGCCAUUAAAUGUUCUGAGUGCUGUAGAUGGAACUGAGAGGGAGGGACGAAAUAAUAAAAAUAGAAGAAGUUAAGGGGAUGAGAUCGAAUGCCUGCUCCGAGUAGGAGGCUGACCGGGGGGGGGAGGAAAAACGAAUUGAAUUAAAUAUUAAAUCAAAUUAAUAAAAUGAGACAAUACAGUAAAAAGAAAAAGAAAAGGAUCGAAAUCUUGCGCUUGGAUGGGUGGGGGGCAAGCGGAAGUAGCCUUUGGCAGGGGCCUACAGGUGCAUUGGAGUCACACCAAGGGAGGGGUUCUGGGAUUGAGAAUCAAAGGGCAGCCCCAUAUCUACCUACCUAUUUGUUGAUAGCCCCUAUCUAUCUAUCUGUCUGUCUGUCUGUCUUUCUAUCUAUUGAUCGCCCCAUAUCUGUCUGUCUGUCUAUCUAUCUAUCGAUAGCCACAUAUCUAUCUAUCUAUCUAUCUAUCUAUCUAUCUCAUCUAUCUCAUCUAUCUCUCUAUCAUCUAUUUAUCUAUCUAUCUAUUGAUAGCCCUAUAUCUCUAUCUAUCUAUCUAUCUAUAUCUCUCUAUCUAUCUAUCUAUUGAUAGCCCCAUAUCUAUCUAUCUACAGUGGUACCUUGGUUUACGAACUUACUCAGUUCUGGAAUUCCAUUCUUAAACCAAAACCGUUCUUCCACCAAGGUGUGUUUUCCCAUAGCAGCGGAGGACUCAAUUUACACUCAGCAGGAAGCAGAACAUGUUCUGCUUCCAAGGCAAAGCUCACAAACCAAAACUCCUGCUUCCGGGUUUGCAGUGUUCUUAAUCCAAGUUGUUCAUAAACUAAGCUGUUCUGAAACCAAGGCGCCACUGUAGGUAGAUAUGGGGCUAUGAGUAACGCUUUGGAAGGUGUUACCGUGUGGCUCCUGAGGAUUUUGUGCUAGUUUGCUCCCUGUGACCCAGCAAAGAGCUGAAAGUCAGGACCUUUUCUUUGACACAAGCCUUGACUGGUCCUCCAAUUUCCUUCCCACCCCCUGCCAACCCCAGACCAGGAGCUCCGCAAUGUCAUCGACAAGCUGGCUCAGUUUGUGGCGCGGAACGGCCCCGAGUUCGAGAAGAUGACCAUGGAGAAGCAGAAGGAGAACCCCAAGUUCUCUUUCCUCUUCGGGGGCGACUUCUACGGCUACUACAAGUACAAGCUGGCCCUGGAACAGCAGCAGCGUGAGUUUGGGGGGCCAGGGUGGUGGGGGGGCCGCUAGCGGGAGACUUUUUAGUAGCCACAACCCUGUAGAACAUUUCGAUAUAUCGGUAUGGCACGUAUCAGUUUUCAAAGGGUGCCAGGCACUCGCCCUGGCAUCUGGCACUGGGUAGAGAGAGGGGCUUCAUGGAAUCCUUGGUUCUCUCCCGACCUUUUUUGGGGAAAGAAUUUCCUUCCCUUUGAAACCCCCCCCUUGCAAAUUCUGGCCGACCCUCCUUUUGGCUUGGGACCGGCCGACCUUUGCCGAAUCAAAUGUGAGUUUUGCUGCAGGGGCUCACAACCCGGCUCAUCGCAUAUCAUUGGAGUUGUUUUGCCAUCUUUUUUUCCAAUAAAAAGGGUUGGGGCUGACCUUGAAAGCCCUAAAUGGCCUCAAAGGCCCAGUAGACCUAAAGGAGCGUCUCCACCCCCAUCAUUCAGCCCGGACGCCUGGGUCCAUCUCCCGAGGGCCUUCUGGUGGUUCCCUCCCUGCGAGAAGCGAGGUUGCAGGGAAGCAGGCAGAGGGCCUUCUCGGUGGUGGCGCCCUCCCAUCAGAUGUCAAGGAAAUAAACAACUAUCUGACUUUUAGAAGGCAUCUGAAGGCAGCCCUGUUUAGGGAAGUUUUUAAAUCGCAUUAUUAUUAUUUCUGUUGGGAGCUCCCAGAGUGGGCAGGGUAUAAAUAAAUUAUUAUUAUUAUUAUUAUUAUUAUUAUUAUUAUUAUUGGAAGGGGCACCCGCAGCCCACGCAACACCCCUGAGUUGGCGCAGGGUUUGGAACUGUUGACCCAAGUGAGUGGCGUCCCUCCUUGAUGGGCUCCUAUCUCCCUCCCCUCCCUUUCAGUGCUGUGUAAGCAGAGCCAAGAUCUGGAGCCCACCCCACAGAUCCAGCCGCUGCCCCAGCCCGCCCUGGCCGCGACAGCUGCCCCCAUCGCCACACCGCAGGGCACCCCCUCCAUGGAGGAGCUGAUCCAGCAGAGCCUGUGGAACCUCCAGCAACAGGAGCAGCACCUGCUGGCUCUGAGACAGGUGAGGGCAAGCAAGCAAGGGCUCUUGGCUCAAUAUAUAUACGUAUUGUUCUUCUUCUGUUUUGUUUUCUACAUGGGUGCUAUUUCUCGUUUCUUCUUUUUUUUUGCGUUUUACUCUGCACACUUGCAUUUUUGUACUUUUUCUUUUUUUAAAUUUCUAUUUGGUUUGUUUUAAAAAAUUAUAAACUUAGAUAAAAGUCAGUUCAAAGUCAACUUCCCCCCAUCCGCUCCAGCGGUCCCAAUGUCAGUACAGUGGUACCUCGGGUUACAUACGCUUCAAGUUACAUAUGCUUCAGGUUACAGACUCCGCUAACCCAGAAAUAGUACCUCAGGUUAAGAACUUUGCUUCAGGAUGAGAACAGAAAUCACGCGGCGGCAGCAGGAGGCCCCAUUAGCUAAAGUGGUGCGUCAGGUUAAGAACAGUUUCAGGUUAAGAACGGACCUCUGGAACGAAUUGAGUACUUAACCCGAGGUACCACUGUAUUUACAACUGCAUCCCAGUCCGUUAAGGGGCGCAGUAGCCCUCAAGGGGCCAGGGCCUCGCUCGGAGGUGGGUGUGGGUGGGGGACGCUCUCUCGCCACCCAGCUCUGCCUUCAAGACCCUUGUCGCUCCCCCCACCCCCAGGAGCAAAUCACUUCCGCCAUCGCGCUGGCCGUGGAACAGCAGAUGCAGAAGGUCCUGGAGGAGACCCAGUUGGACAUGAACGAGUUCGACAACUUGCUCCAGCCCAUCAUCGACACCUGCACCAAAGACGCCAUCUCGGUAGGUGGGGCUCGGGGGUGGGUGGGGUUGCAUCCUGGUGUCGCAGGGGGGCUGCCCCCAAAAGGCGUCAAAGUCCACAUGUCGUAGCACUCUGCCCCAGAGGAUGCGCUCUUGGGUCCAGCUGUGGAUUCUCCCUGAAGACCAGUGCCGGAUUUACGUAUAAGCUAAGCAAGCUCUAGCUUAGGGCCCCACUCUUAAUGGGUCCCCCCAAAAAAUUAAAGGAAAAAAACAACUAGACAUACAUUUCCAAAAUAUUAUCUAUCAUCUAUCUAUCUAUCUAUCAUCUCUCUAUCUCUCAUGUAUCAGUUCUCUCACACUCUUUCUUCCUUUCUUUCUUUCUUUCUUUCUCUCUCUCUCUCUCUCUCUCUCUCUCUCUCUCUCUGUCAUCUAUCUAUCUAUCUAUCUAUGCCAGUGCCGGAUUUAUGUAUAAGCUAAACAGGCUCUAGCUUAAGGUCCCACUCUGUUGGGUCCCCCCAAAAACUUAAAGGAAAAAAACAACUGGAUAUACAUUUCCAAAAUAUUAUCUAUCAUCUAUCUAUCAUCUCUCUCGCUCUCUCAUCUAUCUAUGCCAGUGCCGGAUUUACGUAUCAGCUAAGCAAGCUCCAGCUUAGGGCCACACUCUUGGCCCCCCCCCCAAAAAAAAUUAAAGGGAAAAUAAAAUAAGGGAAUAUAAAAUGAAAAACCUAACCUCACCCCAGAGGCAUUGCUGCUCCAGGGAAUCUCCCUUCUUGACUUUGUGGGGCACUUUCUCCUCUUGGCUGCCUCUGACUGUUCCCUUUUGUUAUCCUCAGGCCGGCAAGAACUGGAUGUUCAGCAACGCUAAGUCCCCACAGCACUGCGAGCUGAUGGCCGGGCACCUGCGCAACCGCAUCACCGCCGAGGGGGCGCAUUUCGAGUUGCGCCUCCACUUGAUCUACCUGAUCAACGACGUCCUCCACCACUGGUGAGAUCCUGCCUCUACUGGGUCUGCUGGGCCGUUUAGGGCUUUCAAGGUCAACACCAACCCUUUGAGUUGUGCUUGGAAAUGUCCUGGGAGCCAAUGUGGGUCUUUCAGGACCGGUGUUAUAUGGUCUCCACUCCCAGUCCCCGGUUUAGCUGCCGCAUUCUGGAUUAGUUGUAGUUUCCUGGUCACCUUCAAAGGCAGCCCCACAGAGAGCGCAUGGCAGUAGUCCAAGCAGGAGAUAACCAGAGAUAUCUGCAGGCAAGGUGGAGCCAGUCUGUUUCCUUCUGCUCCGGAGGGCAGGACCCCCAAACCCCCAGAGGGCAACAAACUGAACCUCAGGCCAAACCUUCUGAAGCUCCCCCUCUUCUCUCUUCCUUCCCAGCCAGCGGAAGCAACAGCGGGACCUCCUGGCCGCCUUGCAGAAAGUGGUGGUCCCCAUCUACUGCACCAGCUUCCUGGCCGUGGAGGAGGACAAACAGCAGAAGAUUGCCCGGGUGAGCCGCCCUGGCGUGGCCUCGGGGGUGCCCAGGGCCCUGCCUGGAGCCCCAGAGCCCAAUAACAGCCCCUCUCUCCCUCUUGGUUUCCCACAGCUCCUUCAGCUGUGGGAGAAGAACGGCUACUUCGACGAGGCCAUCAUCCAACAGCUCCAGAGCCCGGCCCUCGGACUGGGCCAGUACCAGGUGAGGGAGGGGAGCAGGAGGAGCUCGAGGGGGGGGCAAUAAGAGCAAACGGCCCGGUCUUCCCCCAAAGCAGCUCCCUCCUUCAGGAAGAGAUUUUGGAGAAUAAUAAUGAUUUAUUAUUUCUACCCCACCCAUCUGGCUGGGUUUCCCCAGCCACUCUGGGCAACUUCCAACAAAAUAUUAAAAAUGCAAUUAAUUCACCAAAUAUUGAAAGCUUCCCUAAACAGGGCUGCCUUCAGCUGUCUUCUAAAAGUCAGAUACGGUGGUACCUCUGGAUACGAACGGGAUCUGCUUGGCUUUCAAUUUGAACUUAGCCUGAUCUUUUUAUUCCCCUUCCUUCCCUCCCCUUCCCCUUUUUAUGAAGAUUCCCCGCUCUGGGAUCUCACAGCUAAUUCUCCCCUGGUCUCCUCGCUGGCCCAAACAGGACUAAUUUAGCCAGCUAGCCCUGGUGAUCAUCGAAUGUUUAUUGGAUGGAUUUCCCCCCUAAAUUAUUCUGAAUUUAUUGUUCACAUUUCAUACUGUAUUUUAUGCUGUUUUUUGUUGCAUCAGUUGUUUUAAAUUUGUUGUUAGCUGCCCUGAGCCCAGUUUUCUGAACCGCGGGGUGUAUUUUAUAGUAUAGUAUAGUGUAUUUUGAAAUGGGGUUUCAGUGUUUUUAGGGGGUUUUGAAUGUUUUAUGUAGUUUUUCAGUUUCUUUGUUCUGUAUGGGACAAUGACAAUAAAGAUAUCAUAUAUCGUAUAAAUAAAAAUUUAUUAUCGUUUAUUAUUGUUCUCUGUCCGUCCCCCCUCCUCCCUCUCUGCAAAUGCCACCCCCUUCGGCGUGGUCCCGGCAGGCCACCCUGAUCAUGGAGUUUGGCAGCGUGGUCCAGCCGGUCCAAGUGGCCUUCCAACAGCAGAUACAGACCCUCAAAACACAACACGAGGAGUUUGUCAGCAGCCUCAGCCAGCAGCAGCAACAACAGCAGCAGCAACAGCAGCAGCAGCCGCCGCAACUGCAGAUCCCACCUCCGGAAAGCGAAGUGAAGGCCACCCCCGCCCCCCCUCCGCCGGCCGCCCCCAUCACCCCCACAGGUAACGUUGGGGUCGCCGUUCGUGGUGGGGGUGUACCCUGCCCUCUUUCCGAGCCACAACCCCCCCAGGAGCUUGGCUCUCAUGUCCGCCUUUGUUUCAGACGAAGGGAAGCCGCAGCUGCCGGACUCCGCCGAAUACGAGGCCACGGGGGCUGGGGCCGCCGACCCGGCCACGCCUGGACCCCGAGGGCCCGGCCCCCACGACCACAUCCCCCCCAACAAGCCGCCCUGGUUCGAGCAGCCGCACCCGGUCACCCCCUGGGCGCAGCAGCAGGUACUUUGGGCGGGCAGCGGGAGGGGAGGGCUUGGGUGGGGACCUUGGUAAUAAUGAUAAUAAUUUUACUAUUUAUACCCCGCCCAUCUGACUGGGUUCCCCCAGCCACUCUGGGUGGCUCCCAAUAGAAUAUUAAAAACACAUUAAAACAUCAAGCAUUGAAAACUUCCCUAAACAGGGCCGCCUUCAGAUGUCUUCUAAAAGUCACGUAGUUGUUAAUUUCCUUGACAUCUGCUGGGAGGGUGUUCCACAGGGUGGGCGCCACCACAGAGAAGGCCCUCUGCCUGGUUCCCUGUAGCCUCACUUCUCGCAGGGAGGGGACCACCAGAAGGCUCUCAGGAGAGGGACCCUGGUGUCCAGAGCGGAGAUGCUCCUUCAGGGAUACAGGGCCGUUUAGGGCUUUCAAGGUCAGCACCAACCUUUUGAAUUGUGCUUGGAAACAUCCUGGGAGCCAAUGUGGGUCUUUCAGGACUGGUGUUAUACGGUCUCCACUCCCAGUCCCCAGUCUAGCUGCCACAUUCUGGAUUAGUUGCAGUUUCCAGGUCACCUUCAAAGGUAGCCCCACGGAGAGCGCAUGACAGUAGUCCAAGCGGGAGAAAACCAGAGCAUGCACCACUCUGGCCAGACAGUCCGCGCCCAGGGAGGGUCCUUUUCCUCCCGCCUGCUAACCAAGGCCUUUUGUCUCCUGCAGCCUCCUGAGCAGCCCCCCUUCCCCCACCACCAGGGCCCCCCGCACUGCCCCCCCUGGAACAGCAACCACGAGGGGAUGUGGAGCGAGCAGCGGGAGCCCGGCUGGAGCAACCAGCGCGAUGCCCCUUGGAACAGCCAGCCGGAACCCGCCUGGAACAGCCAGUUUGAGGCCCCCUGGAACAACCAGCACGAGCAGCCGCCCUGGGGAGGGGGCCAGAGGGAGCCGCCCUUCCGCAUGCAGAGGCCCCCCCACUUCCGGGGGCCCUUCCCGCCCCACCAGCAGCACCCCCAGUUCAACCAGCCGCCCCACCCACACAACUUCAACCGCUUCCCCCCGCGAUUCAUGCAGGACGACUUCCCGCCGCGCCACCCCUUCGAGCGGCCCCCCUACCCGCACCGCUUCGACUACCCCCAAGGCGACUUCCCCCAGGGUGAGUGGGGGGGGCAGAAGGCUGGCUGGCAGGGGCUAGGGCGGGGGGUCCGGGAGCAAGGGGGUCAUUUGCUAGGGCUGGGCGAUAAUCUGGUUUCCGCGCUGAUGAUAUAUCAGCCGCUAAACAUCACGAUACAGUGGUACCUUGGUUUUCGAACAUAAUCCGUUCCGGAAGACCAUUGGAGUUCCGAAAUGUUUGAAAACAGAAGCAUUUACUUCCGGGAAACUCAGUUUAGAAGCUGCGCUUUGGCACGUUCGACUUCCAAAAAGCAUUCUAAAACUGAAGCGUUUACGGCGUUUGACUUCCGAAACGUUCGUCAACAGAGAUGUUCGGAAAUGGAGGUACUGCCGUAUACCAAUAUAUCGCAGUGUUUGAAAUGAGGAUGGAGCUAUAGACGACAUGAUUCGCGAUGUAUUUCCAGGCCAAAAAUUGCGAAAUGACAUGUCACACGGUGUGAACCUCAAAGCAGUUUUGAGCGAUAAUAUUGAUAUGUCGCCCAGCCCUGGUCCUUGCCCAGUUGAAAGAAACUUUGCUCAGGGGAGGUUAAUUCCCGUGGGAUCCUUUGAUCCGAAACCUCCACUGCCUUAUGGGUUAUCUUCGGGAGGAGAAAAGGCUAAAAUAGGCUUCCCCAACCUCGGCCCUCCAGAUGUUUUGAGACUACAAUUCCCAUCAUCCCUGACCACUGGUCCUGCUAGCUAGGGAUCAUGGGAGUUGUAGGCCGAAAACAUCUGGAGGGCCAAGGUUGAGGAAGCCUGGGCUAAGGCAUGGGUAGGCAAACUAAGGUGGGCUGGAUCUGGCCCAAUAGCCUUCUAAAUCCGGCCCACGGAAGGUCUGGGAAGCAGCGUGUUUUUACAUGAGUAGAAUGUGUCCUUUUAUUGAAAAUGCAUCUCUGGGUGAUUUGUGGGGCAUAGGAAUUCGUUCAUUUUUUUCCUCCAAAAUAUAGUCCGGCCCCCCACAAGGUCUGAGGGACAGUGGACCGGCCCCCUGCUGGAAAAGUUUGCUGACCCCUGGGCUAAGGGGUAAAACCUCCACAAAUUGAGAGCGGAGUCCCUAAGGCGGUUGGAUGGCGCCGUGUCCGCCUCCUGCCAAGCUGGUGCCAAAUGCCUUCCUUUGGACCCCCGCCAGCGAGGCAGAGGGGGGGGGUGCCUUGUCGUCUGGGCAGCCCAGGACCCCCAGAGACACUGACCAGGCUUGCACCCCAAGAAGGUAGCUUCAACCCAUUGCUCCCGUGCUCGGAUCCUGCAGCUACUCGGGCUGUUCUGAAGCUUCUUCCUUCCUUCCUUUUCAGAGAUCGGGCCCCCGCACCACCACCCGGGCCACCGCAUGCCCCACCCAGGGAUCAGCGAGCACCCUCCCUGGGGGGGCCCUCAGCACCCUGACUUCGGGCCCCCGCCCCACGGGUUCAACGGGCAGCCGCCCCACAUGCGCAGGCAGGGGCCCCCCCACGUCAACCACGACGACCCCAGCCUCGUGCCUAACGUCCCCUACUUCGACCUCCCCGCCGGACUGAUGGCCCCCUUGGUCAAAGUAAGUGACCUGGGGGGGAGCCUCCCCCACCCCACCUCCAGAAGGGCAGGAGGAGGCCUCUCCCGACCCCCGUGGCCUCUCCUUCGUGGUCCCAGGGGUGCAGGGAAGUAUUUUCCAGCUGGACUGUGUGCCAUGACGGCUCCUUUCCCCUCCUCUCCUAGCUGGAGGAUCAUGACUACAAGCCUCUGGACCCCAAAGAUAUCCGCCUGCCGCCCCCGAUGCCCCCCAGCGAGAGGCUCCUGGCAGCCGUGGAGGCUUUCUACAGCCCACCUUCGCACGACCGGCCAAGGAACAGGUGAGAGGCGAGGCCUAGAAAGGGCUCCUUUGGCUGGCUUGUUUUUUCGAAAAAUGCCCCCGGGUUUGAUUGGGCCAGAGACAGCGAAAAUGAUGAUAAAAUUGUUCAUGUGUGCAACGGAUUUUUAUAUAUGAGCAGAAGUGGAAGGAAGCAGCAAUCGCCGCAAAAGAAGAAAGGAGUAACAAAUUGAUGGAUCGUGCUGAAACUGGAGAAUUAACCUAGAGUUAAGAGACUGAAGAUGACUUUCUGACUUUUGGAAGACAUCUGCAAGCAGCCCUGUUUAGGGAACAUUAGAUGUUUUAUUAUGUUUUUAAUAUUCUGUUGGGAGCUGCCCAGAGUGGCUGGGGAAACGCAGCCAGAUGGGUGGGGUAUAAAUAAGUAUUGUUUUGUUUUUUGUUUUGUUUUAUUCUUCAGUAUAAGACGGAAGAAUGAUAAUAUUUAUUUUCAGUUUUACAUUUUAAACGGUGUGUAAUGUUAGAAACAAAUUGGCAGUUUGGGGAGUGGAGACAUAACAUCUUAUUGAGUGAUAUGGGAUGAGAAAAAUAAGAAUGGUAACCUAUGGUGGUGAUGGGUUGUCGUUUUUAUUAUGUCUUUUGUGGUUUUAAUAUCUUGAUUUUAUUCUGCAAUCCGCCCUGAGACCCUCCAAGUAUAGGGCGGUAUAUAAAUUCAAUAAUACAUUACGUGAGAACCUAAUGAUAUUUUUUUUUAAUGCCCCCCCCCCUUCUUUUUCCUACAGCGAGGGCUGGGAGCAGAACGGUCUGUACGAGUUCUUCCGGGCAAAGAUGAGGGCCCGGCGGCGCAAGGGGCAGGAGAAGAGGAACAGGUGGGCAAAGGGCUCCGGGGAGCGUGCAGAGUGCCGCCGGCAGGGGGAGUGAGGAGGUGCAGAGGGACUCCAAAGCGAGUACAGCCCUCACCUGGAGGGAAGGAGAGUCUGCCCUCUGGACUAGAGGGGGCCUCCUGGCUCAGCUGCUGUCUGGGGGCCGCAGGGCCGGCCGAGGUUCCCGGGCGCUUUGGCUGCAGGAGUCCAGGGCGAUGGCGCCACUCAGACGCCCCUUUUCUCCCCUGCCCAGCGGCCCCUCGCCAUCCCGCAGCAGCCGGUCCAAGAGCCGCGGGCGCUCCUCUUCGCGCUCCAACUCGAGGUCGUCCAAGUCCUCCGGCUCCUACUCCCGAUCCCGGUCAAGAUCCUGCUCCCGGUCGCGGUCCUACUCCCGCUCCCAGUCCAGGUGAGGAAGAGCAGGGCAGGAGGGCCUGGGUCUCGCUUGCUGGCGCGGGGGCAGGUUGGCAAGACUCGGGGGGGGGGGCUGGCCGGCCGGCUGCUUCUUCAGCCCACUUGCCUUUGAAGCUUUUUGGGGAAGGAACUGGUCGUUUUUCACGACGUGCAGCUAGCCGGCGGAACUCACCGCCACAAGAUGCCGCAGCAGCCGAGAAUGAAUGAAUCUUUAUUUGCGUCAGCCAUAGCAAUAAAACAAUACGAUAUACAUAGAAUAGAAAUAAAAAGUCAAUUAUAUAAAAUACAUUUUUGGGUUUUGAAUCAGUAGUCAAAUAGUGGAUCUUACUCCGAUUGCCCCAGCGAAAAACCUUGCCACCUUUGCUGUCACCUGCUCAUCUUGAUCUGCCAAGAGAAAGGACACUGGGGCAAUGGCUAGGCGACCCGGAAUGGACGAUAAAAGAGAGGUGAUAAUCUCAUUCCUCAAGUCUUUACAAAGAGGGCAAGCCAGAAGGGCAUACGCCACCAAUUCCGGAUGGCCAUUUCCACAGGGACGUUUUUCAUGUGGGAUCUUUUGGAAUCGUCCCUCAAGUCCAGCCAAGGGCAAGACAUUCAAUCUUGCGAGAGUAAUAGCGCGUCUGUAUUUUGGAAUUUCUCGGUUAUGGAGAUGGGGUGCCAGAGAGUCGAAAUAGGAAGGUGGGAAAUAGCCAAGCCAUGGGCAAAAUUUCCAUAUUGUGGCCAAGUUGUUCUGACGCUUGAUUAUCAUUUAGGCGCUGACAAAUUAGGCUGUUUGCUUUACUAACACUCAAAGUGAGUAGCUGUCGUGGGGAUAAACCACAAGAGUGAAGUUAUUGAGAGACAAUUUUUGGGCAGUCUCUUCGCGAGAGAGAGAGGGGCUGACUUUCCUUCUUCCCCGUCCGUCUUCCCAGGAGCAGAAGCGGCUCUCAGUCCUCUCAGAGCCGCUCUCGGUCCAGGUCCCGGUCGAAAUCCUACUCCCCCGGAAGGCGGCACCGGUCCCGAUCCCGCAGCCAGACGCCUCCGUAAGAUUUGACUCGGCGAAGGGGCUUGGGAGGGGAAGGGUUGGGGGUCGAGGGAUCAACAAGAUAAUCCUCACUUCUCCUCGGUUUCUCCCGCCCCGUCUGUAGCUCCUCGGCCGGAUUGGGAUCCAGCUCGGGGCCCCCCAUCCCCGAAUCGAGACUCGGAGAGGAGAACAAGGGGCACCAGAUGCUGGUGAAGAUGGGUAAGGCAGCCUGGUGCCCGUUGGCUCUGUCCGUCAGGGGUGGGGUCAGUCUAGGGGGCCUGUUCCACGCCUCCGGUGGUUAGAGGGUGUCCGGCUAGGAGGACUUGGGUUCAAAUUCCCACUCGGACAGGAAUUGGGUGGCUCCAAGGCUGGUCGUUGACUCCCUGCCCUGAUGCCUACCUUGCAGGCGCGUUGUGAGGCUCAUAUGGGGACAGGGAGAACUGUGUAGGCCACCCUUGGGAGGAAAGGGCGGGGGGAGAUACGAAGGUCCUAGUAACGUGGAAUUAAAAGCCUUCCAGAGGAAUCGCCUUCUCUCUCUGGGGCAGGCAGCUCAGUCGGUAAGAGCACGGAGUUCUUAAUCUCAGAGUCGGGGGUUCGAGCCCCACGUUGAGUGAAACAUUCCAGGGGUUGGACUGGAUGACCCUCGGGGUCCCUUCCGACAAUUCUGUGGGUCUGCCUGCCAACCUAGAGCGUUUGACGACUGGGCAGACAGCUGCAACCCGCCAGCCACAGCUGGGGCAAGUCGCUGCUGUGGCGCCUGAGUCCAGCUCUCAGGUUUGGGGGCACCUGAUUGGCCACUGCCGGGUCAGGACCCUUUGGGUCCGAUUCUGCUGCUGCUGCUGGGCUCCUCUGCCAUUGGGUCAGAGGUUUCCGGAUAGAGGUGCUUUGACGCCACCUCCCUCCCUCCUCCUGCCAACCGCCUGCUUUUCCCUUCCCCCAGGGUGGAGCGGCUCCGGGGGGCUGGGGGCCAAGGAGCAGGGGAUCCAGGACCCCAUUAAAGGCGGCGACAUCCGAGACAAGUGGGACCAGUACAAGGGCGUGGGGGUGGCCCUGGACGACCCCUACGAGAACUACCGGAGGAACAAGAGCUACUCCUUCAUUGCCCGCAUGAAGGCCAGGGACGAAAGUAAGUGGGCAAGCUGCCGCGUCUGACCCCCGGCUGCGGGGAGGAGGAAGCCCCUCGUUCCAUUUCCGGUUCGCUUUCAAUCUAUAGGACGGCGUUACUGCACCCUUGCUGGUGGGCUGCCAGCAACCACCUGGCGAGGACGGCGAGACCCCAUCUCCCCGAGACGCUAAGGCAGAAGGGCUUCCACGAGCCGCAGGGCAAACGUGUGGGGAGCCAGCAGGCUGCUCGGCCCCAGGGCUUUGGCCAAACCCUUCCCUUUGGCACGGGGAAAGCUAGAAAGGGGGGAGGGUCUCUUGAGGUUGCCAGGCCAGUGCGAAGGAGGGCAGGAACUGGGGCAACCCUCUUUCAGGUGGGUGUCUUCAUGGGGGCAGCUAAGGGUACCCGCCUCCCUGCUGGCUGCAGGAAGGGCCCGCUUCCUCUGUCAUUUCAUUAAGUGUGGCAUGCAACCCCCCAUCCUGCUAGCCCAGGACUGUGGGCUUCUGCUGCCCCCGGGAUCCCGCCUGACCCUUCUUUUUUUCCUCCCAAAGCUUAACGCCGCUCAGACCCGAGGGAGCCCAGCCAGUCGUCCAUCAGCGCCCGAGCCCCGGCCUGGCCACGUGAAUUGAGGCUCUCUACUGUACCUCUUGACCGCCACCCCCCUGCCCCAGAUGACCCCCCUCCUGCUCAUCGGGGUGCAGAGGGCUAACCUGCUCCCAAGAAUGUCUUUGCGAGAAGAGAAAUUAUUUGGGCCUUUUCUAUUUUUGUACAUAACUUUCGGGCAAGAUUGAAAAGGAGCUGAGUAGGCCGACUCUUCCGUAGUGUCACCCCCACGCUCCUUGCCCAACCCGCCUGUUUCAAAACACGAAGCCGCCCUCCUUUCCUGCCCAAACGCCCCAAGAGGGGGGUGCCCGGAGACCACCAGCGCCCCGAGGGGAGACACAGCCCCCUCCCUGUACAGUAGACCCCUUUCGCAACCGCCCGCGCCCAGCUUGAUGUAGCGACUGUUGAAGAUCGACUUCUGUACCUGUGAGACUUCUCGGCUGCCUCUCGGGUUGCUCCGAGUCAGCUACCCGCCUCGUUCUUACUGUUGCCUUCCAAUAAAGAAAGUUUUUCCCCCUCCCUCU
Messenger RNA from Podarcis lilfordi (Lilford's wall lizard), 14275 nucleotides. Lineage: Eukaryota; Metazoa; Chordata; Lepidosauria; Squamata; Lacertidae. The record is from the annotation of a GenBank genome assembly.